GAGAAGAAAGGAUCAGAUUUGACUCAUCAAAAAAUUGACCAGGAGAGUGACACAGAAGGAAUGGAUGAGGACUCUGUGAGUGACCACAGUUAUGAUUCCAGCGCAGAAGAAAUGUUUUUGGAAGGAAAAGAUCCACUUUUAGACCAUGGCACUGAUUCCGACUGGGAGCCCCCAGCGCCAACUUGUUCAUCCAGCUGGACCCCUGCUGUCUCUGGGCCAUCUACAGGUGUGAAGGCACCGACAAAGAAGCGGAAGAGGGGAAGUGUGCCACCUGCUAACAAAGGGACAGAAGGGCGUUGGCACACUGUCCUAGAAGAUGAUGUGGAGCCACGCCAACCAACUUUUCGGCCGAAAAGGAAGCCAGGACCUCAGGUGAACUCGACCACAACUUACAGCCCCCUUCAGCUUUUUCAGUUGUUUUUCACACAAUCCGUUGUAGAUUCGCUUGUGUCUAACACGAAUAAGUAUGGGAAGAAGAAGCAGGCAGGCAAAAAGGUAGCAUGGAAGCCCAUAUCCAUGUCAGACUUUUUCUGCUACCUUUCACUGGUCAUCUACAUGGGGCUGGUGAAGCUGAAAAGCCUGACGGACUACUGGAAAACGUCAUCACUCUACCAACUGCCUUUCCCCAUGACUGUUAUGUCCUGCAAAAGGUUUCUGGUUCUUUCACAGGCGCUUCAUAUCAGUGACCCAAAGGUUGAUGAAGAGAAUGACAAGAAGAGGCACAGCAACGUUUGA
Messenger RNA from Salvelinus namaycush (lake trout), 735 nucleotides. RefSeq lists its product as uncharacterized. The coding region runs from base 61 to 735 and encodes 224 amino acids. The transcript has 3 exons. The record is from RefSeq and is a predicted model, not a curated record. NCBI's taxonomy places the organism in Eukaryota, Metazoa, Chordata, Actinopteri, Salmoniformes, Salmonidae.